Molecule: messenger RNA, 4196 nt
Organism: Ciona intestinalis (vase tunicate)
Lineage: Eukaryota; Metazoa; Chordata; Ascidiacea; Phlebobranchia; Cionidae
Source: RefSeq, a predicted model, not a curated record
UAUGAAAACAAUAUUUUGCAGUUUUUAAAUGACUUUACUCAAAUAGCUUAAAAGCUGGUCAUUUUUUUGUGAUGUAUGCUUGGUAUAGACAAAUACAUGCUCCCACUGGUGUAGAACAAUGUGUAUAUUGUAAUUUCGCCUCGGAAAAAGAGAAAAACCUUUUAGUAACAGCUGCUUCUCAACUAACUGUAUACAGACUGGAAAGAAAUUAUGAGGUCACUACAAAGACAGAGAAUGGAGAAGAAAAUACAGUUGUGAAAGAGAAAUUGCAACAAAUAGGCUCAUGGCAAUUGUUUGGAAACGUUGUUCGAAUGCGAUCUGUGCGUUUAGCUGGCGCGAAACUAGAUUCUGUUUUGCUCAGUUUUGCUGAAGCAAAACUAUCUAUUAUAGAAUUCGAUCAAGCUACUCAUGAUAUCAAAACUACGUCACUUCAUUACUUUGAAGAUGCUUUAUAUAAAGAUGGAUCAUACCAGAGAAUCACGUUACCCAAAAUAGCUGUGGACCCUGAAUCCAGAUGUGUGGCGUUACAACUGACAACUAAAUCAGUGGCUGUGGUGCCACUCAGAGCAAAUACCGCGGCACUUGCCACUGAUGAUGGUGCUGCGCCACAAGAUAAUGUUUCUUUGCAAAACAAAAGAUCGACUACUUCUUACACGAUAGACCUGCAUGCCGUGGACGCUAGACUGCAGCGUAUAAUUGAUAUACAGUUUCUACACGGAUAUAAUGAACCUACUUUGUUGGUUCUUUUUGAAUCACUAAGAACCUGGGCGGGAAGAGUAGCAAUGCGGCAAGACACAUGUAACAUCGUCGCAAUCUCGUUAAAUAUGGCAGAACAACUGCAUCCAGUUGUUUGGUCACUUAAUGGGUUACCAUUUGAUUGUAAAUAUGCUUACCCUGUACCUAAACCAAUAGGUGGUGUUCUUAUUUUCGCCGUGAAUUCUAUUUUAUAUUUGAAUCAGAGCGUCCCCCCAUACGGUACAUCACUCAAUUCAACCACAGAGAAUUCAACUUCGUUUCCCUUAAAACCACAAGAAGACGUAUGCAUGACGUUAGAUUGUAGUCACGCGAUGUUUAUUUCUCCCGAAAGUUUGGUGAUCUCGCUUAAAAACGGAGAACUAUAUGUUCUCACAUUGCUAGUAGACAGUAUGCGGAGUGUGAGAAACUUUCAUUUCGAUAAAUCAGCGUCAAGUGUUCUUACUUCUUGCCUUACUGUACUGGACGACGGUUUUCUGUUUUUGGGAUCAAGACUUGGAAAUUCUCUGCUUUUAAAAUAUACAGAAGCAAGACCAGUAUUCCGUAACUGCUACCACACAGAUAGAGGAACCAGCAGCAAAAAGAAAACGUCUAAAUACUGCUGCAGACUGGCAUCAGACACAAACGAUAUCGAUCUCCAGAUGUACGGUAAAGAUACAGUUACGUCAGAACCGCUGUCGUCCUAUAAAUUUGAGGUAUGUGACAGCCUUGUUAAUAUUGGUCCGUGCGGGGCAGCUGAGUUAGGAGAACCUGCAUUUCUCUCUGAAGAAUUUGUUUCUCAGCGCGAAUCUGACCUUGAACUCGCAAUUUUAUCGGGCCAUGGAAAAAAUGGGGCAAUAAGUGUUUUACAACGAUCAGUAAAACCACAAGUUGUCACAACUUUUGAACUGCCUGGAUGUAUUGACAUGUGGACUGUCAAAUCUGUGUGCGAAAAAACGGAAUUACCCACAAAAACACAACAACAACAACAUAGUUAUUUAAUCCUUAGCAGAGAAGAAUCUACGCUUAUUUUGGAAACUGGUAAAGAGAUAAUGGAAGUUGAAAACAGUGGUUUUAACACAAGAGAACAAUCGGUUUUUGUCGGUAACAUUGGUGGUGAUAAAGAGCUUAUUUUACAAGUUUGUGCUUCAGGAGUGUGGUUAUUGGCGGGCGUUAAACUACUUCAACAUAUACCCCUGGAGUUAGGGAGCCCCAUUACCCAGUGCUCAAUAUGUGACCCCUAUGCCCUCCUACUAACAAGCGAUGGGGACCUUAUUAUGUUAACGUUAACGAACGAUCUCGAUUCCGAAAACGGGGUUAAAUUAGAAUGUUGUAACCCAUCUAUAAACCAGGUCCCGCAAAUAGAACAUGUAUGUCUGUACAAAGAUACAAGUGGUCUGUUUAAAACAGCUAGUGGCCCUUCCGAUGUAUUUUUACCUGAAGACAGUUCCAAUAAAGGAGUUUCUGAUUCAGAAAUACCCUCUUCACUGCCAAGGACACCGCUUUCUUCAAAAACUUUUACGGUAGACGAAGAAGACGAACUGUUAUACGGGGAAUCAGACCCCGACGUGAUUUUCGCGCCCCAAUUUGCCCCAAAUGUCCCAAAAUCCCCCACCCAAAACGAGCCUCUAGAUGGAGACAAAGAGGGGAACGAAGAAUUUACGUUCUGGGCGAUAAUUGCGCGAGAAAAUCGGAAUUUAGAGAUAUAUAGUAUGCCCAGCCUGGAUUUGGUUUACACCAUUAAAAAUUUCUCAUUUGGUCAAAAAUUACUGACAAAUAGUGGGCCUGUACAUUCUUAUUCAGUUUCGAAAGACGACAAAUCAACAUCAACAAGAUAUUCGGACAAACCAAGAAUUUUUGAAAUUCUUCUUGUCGGUCUAGGAUACAAAAACUCAAGCCCUCAUUUAAUUGCAAGAAUAGAAGAGGAAAUUUUAAUUUAUGAAGUUUUCAAAUUUUCUGCUCCAGAAAAAUUCAAAAAAUAUAAUUCGUUACAAAUCCGUUUUAAAAAGGUGAAUCACAGCAUGAUGAUACGACGUGCUCCCGUGACUCAUGAGACAAAAACUGACCAAUUAGAACACAGGAACUGUUUAAGAACAUUUUCAAACAUAGGCGGAUAUUCUGGGGUGUUUUUAUGUGGCCCAUACCCAUAUUGGAUAUUUGUGACAAUACGUGGGGCUCUCUGCUGCCACCCAAUGAGCGUAGACGGUUCUGUUUCUUGUUUCGUUCCGUUUCAUAACGUCAACUGCCCAAAUGGUUUUCUUUAUUUUAAUAGUCAGGGCGAACUACGUAUAUGUAUGUUACCCCCACACAUGAAAUAUGAUACAGCCUGGCCGAUGAGAAAAAUAACGCUCCGUUGUUCGGUGCAUUUUCUAGCUUACUCUAUUGAGCACAAGGUCUACGCUUUGGUUACAAGUGUAUCAGAACCUUGUACAAGACUGCCGUAUCUUACUUUCGAAAAUGAGCGCGAAUUUGAGGAUCUAGAAAAAGGCGACCGUUUCAUUUAUCCUCAUAUUGAUAAAUUUUCUGUGCAAUUGAUUUCACCUGCUAGCUGGGACUUAGUACCAAACGCAAGAUUAGAUAUGGGUGAAUUCGAACACAUUACUUGCAUGAAGAAUGUCUGGCUUAGUUGUGGUCAAGAUUCUUCAGCGCGACAAAAUUUCCUGGUUCUUGGUACAGUAAAUGUGUUUGGUGAAGAAAUGAGUUCUCGUGGUAAAAUAAUAAUCUUAGAGGUUAUAGAAGUGGUCCCGGAGCCAGGACAACCACUUACGAAAAACAAGCUUAAACAGAUAUAUUCUGAAGAACAAAAAGGACCAGUUACUGCUGUUUGUGGCUUAGAGGGAAAUUUAUUAACUGCUAUUGGGCAAAAGAUAUUUAUUUGGAGAUUUGACGAAAACCAAUCUUUGCGAGGCCUGGCUUUCGUGGAUACAAACGUGUAUAUACACCAUGCUCUCAGUUUUCGUAGCUUUGCUCUUGUGGGAGAUAUACAACGUAGCAUAACGCUACUUCGUUACCAAACUGACUUUAAGACGUUAUCCGUUACAAGUCGUGACGUAAGACCCCUUGAAGUUUAUACUGCAGAUCUUGUAGUUGAUGGAACUGGCAUUAAUUUCCUCGUUUCUGAUCAUGAAAAAAAUCUGGUUUUAUUUGCAUAUGACCCAGAGGACCACGAAAGCCAUGGGGGUAGUAGGCUCACGAAGCGGGCCGACAUGCAUAUAGGGUCCAGGGCAAACUGCAUGUGGAGGGUAGCAGCUUGCGGGGUGGACCGAUCAACGGGUUUACCAAACCAGCCUUAUGCGGGCGUACAUAUUACAAUGAUGGGCACAUUAGAUGGUUCUAUAUGCCAUGUCCUACCUGUCGCUGAAAAGGUCUACCGUCGUUUGCUUAUGUUGCAAAAUAUAAUGAUAACAGGGUUGCAACAUAUUGCUGGGUUAAAUCCAAAAGCUUUUCGGUAAGUAGAAAAUUUU